AUGUCGAACCAUUCCAACGAUUCAUUAGAUUCACUCUUUAACUACGGGCCGAGCCGUGUAGACGCCGAGGCGAGAGGUGUAACAGGGUCCUCCGAGGCGUCUAUCUCGCCGAGCCCUUCCAACCGUUCAUCCGAAAGCAACGAGGCGCUCGCUCUCCAGAUGACGAGCCGUCGGUUUCGACGAGCCGCCCUCAAGGAGGAAGCGUUUCUCUCUGAUCUGUUCGAGGCGAAGCGUGAAUUAGAACGUCUCAUGGCAUCCCGAGGUGCUUCUUCAUCUGGGCGAGGGAAGCCAAAACGAGUGAAAAGACAAAAACCUGACCCGCCCGGCUCUACGCUCUCCUCCCCUGACUCACUCGAAUCAUUGAGAUGUCAUUUCGGGAUAUCCGAGGCGGUAGAGUUCGUCCUUCCGGAGAAGAAUGAUCGAGCCGACAAACCCCCUGAGAAUCAAUUUACUCUGUACGAGGCGUUCUUUGAGCUUUGUUUUCUCUGGUUCCCGAUCUGCGGAGUUAUCCUUGAGUACCUCUGGAAACAUGGGAUCUCAAUCGGGCAGAUCAUGCCGAGGGGUCUGCGGCACAUGAUCGGUAUUCUGAUCAGAAAAGCUCCGAAGGGAGACAGAUUUUACAUCUCCAACAAGUCCAACCGCCAGAUCAUAGGUGGUUUUCCAAGCAAGGAUCAGUUUUGGACCGAGCGCUUCUUCUAUGUCUUGGUGAACGAGGCGUCAGUUGGCGAGGAUUACGUUCAAAAAACCAAGACCGCUUGGGGACCACUUGUUCAGAACAUUCUUCCCCCAAUUCUCGACGACCUCUUUGUUGUCCGAGAUUCUCUUGCGGCUCGGAGAGUUAAUUGGAGGAAGCAUUUUUCAUUCGAGAGAGUGGAAAGAGCACGAGCCAUUCUUGCCGGAGUUCCUGUUAGCUCUUCGUCUUCAAAUUCCUCACUAGACACAAGGGAGAAAAUGGUGAUCAUUACACUUAGAGAUAAGAAAAGGCGUGAAGAAGAAGAAGCUGCGAGACGAGCCGCUAAGGCAGCUCAAACAGAGGCUGAGGCUGUCCCUCAGGAUGAUCCGCCGAGCCGUGGAGGCAAACGUUACCGAGAUGACUCUGCGGCGCGGAGUAAAACUCCUUCCAACUCGGCUAUUCUGGCUCUUCCAAAGUCAUCGAGGCCCCCGACUUGGGUUUUACAGAAGCAUGAUUCUGGCCGAAAACAUUCGGCCGCUGAUAAGGGGAAGGGCAUAGCUAUCCAAAAGGACGAGCCGGCCAAGAAGAAGCGCAAGCAGGCUCCCGGUGAUCCCGCUUCACGCAAACUGGUCGUCGACGACCCUGACGCCUCGGCAAUGAUGUUUGCACGUGUUAACAAUGUGAAUACGCGUCUUCCUCCUCUUGAGAAGCUGAGGAGACCGAGGUCGUAUGGCGCGAUGGCACAGCGCGGUACCAAGUUUGUAGCGGCCAUCAACGAGCUGAUGGUUGAAUACGAGGCGGACCUGUCUAAGGUCGAACGUCGCCUGGACGAGGCUCGGAACGAGACUGCGGCGGCGAAGGGGAAGCUGGACGAGGCAAUGACCAGGUUGUCGAGGCUAGAAGAGGAGAAGAUAGUUCUUCAUGCCGAUAUCGACAAGGUUUCCGCCUCGGUGAUUCGCCUCGAGGAAACUAGGAGAGCCAAAAGCGUCGAGGUGGCGUUGCUCAAAAGGUGUAUCGAGGCCAAGGAUGCCUUGUUUAACGCCAAGGUCAAGCGUGCGAAGAAGGAAGCGAGGCGAGAGCUGACGGCUAAGUUUCAGGAGCGCCUUGCCAAGGUGUAG
This is a messenger RNA of Eutrema salsugineum, 1791 nucleotides long. RefSeq lists its product as uncharacterized. Lineage: Eukaryota; Viridiplantae; Streptophyta; Magnoliopsida; Brassicales; Brassicaceae. The coding region runs from base 1 to 1791 and encodes 596 amino acids. The transcript has 6 exons. The record is from RefSeq and is a predicted model, not a curated record.